This is a messenger RNA of Liolophura sinensis, 987 nucleotides long. RefSeq names its product RNA polymerase-associated protein LEO1-like. Lineage: Eukaryota; Metazoa; Mollusca; Polyplacophora; Chitonida; Chitonidae. The record is from RefSeq and is a predicted model, not a curated record. The transcript is spliced from 2 exons. The coding region runs from base 1 to 987 and encodes 328 amino acids.
AUGUCCUUAACAUACAAGUUACAGAUCAAGGGAGAUUACCCUGUCACCCACAGAGUGAACAUGAUCAGGGUGAAUAAGUACAUAAGUGCUGAUGAUCAAGAGUACCCAAGUGCUGAUGACCACGAAUACGCAAGUGUUGAUGACCACGAGUACCCAAGUGCUGAUGACCACGAGUACGCAAGUCCUGAUGACCAAGAGUACGCAAGUGCUGAUGACCACGAGUACGCAAGUGCUGAUGACCACGAGUAUGCAAGUGCUGAUGACCAAGAGUACGCAAGUGCUGAUGACCACGAGUACGCAAGUGCUGAUGACCAAGAAUACGAAAGUGCUGAUGACCAAGAGUACUCAAGUGUUGAUGACCAAGAGUACUCAAGUGCUGAUGACCAAGAGUACGCAAGUGCUGAUGACCAAGAGUAUGCAAGUGCUGAUGACCACGAGUAUGUAAGUGCUGAUGAUCAAGAGUACUCAAGUGCUGAUGACCAAGAGAACAUAAGUGCUGAUGACCAAGAGUAUGCAAGUGCUGAUGACCACGAGUAUGUAAGUGCUGAUGACCAAGAGUACUCAAGUGCUGAUGACCAAGAGUAUGCAAGUGCUGAUGACCACGAGUAUGUAAGUGCUGAUGACCAAGAGUACUCAAGUGCUGAUGACCACGAGUACGCAAGUGCUGAUGACCAAGAGUACUCAAGUGCUGAUGACCAAGAGUAUGCAAGUGCUGAUGACCACGAGUAUGUAAGUGCUGAUGACCAAGAGUACUCAAGUGCUGAUGACCAAGAGUACUCAAGUGCUGAUGACCACGAGUACGCAAGUGCUGAUGACCACGAGUAUGUAAGUGCCGAUGACCAAGAGUACUCAAGUGCUGAUGACCAAGAGAACAUAAGUGCUGAUGACCAAGAGUACGUAAGUGCCGAUAAACAUGUACCAUUUAAAGAGUUACUUCAGUUUCAAAUCCUCUGUGUCUUAAAAACAAUGUUAAAUGAAACGGAUUAA